AAUCGUUACUGAGUAAACAAGAUGGCGUCCGGCAGCGGGUCCAGUAAGAAUGACUUCCGUAGGAAGUGGGAUAAAGAUGAGUAUGAGAACUUGGCCCAGAAGCGUCUGUCUGAGGAGAGAGACCGAGAGAGGAGAGAUGGGAAAAUCGCGCCGCCGGUCAAGCGGGACCUCCUGCGUCACCGAGACUACAAAGUGGACCUGGAGUCCAAACUGGGGAAGACCAUCGUCAUCACGAAGACCACUCCUCAGGCCGAGAUGGGCGGGUACCAAACACCUGCAUCAUCAUCAUCAUCAUCAUCACCACCACAGGAUGAGCCUCGCUCUGAUUGGCUGCUUGUCUUCUUCUCUUUCAGUUAUUACUGUAACGUCUGUGACUGUGUUGUCAAAGACUCCAUCAACUUCUUAGACCACAUCAACGGGAAGAAAC
Molecule: messenger RNA, 427 nt
Organism: Anarrhichthys ocellatus (wolf-eel)
Lineage: Eukaryota; Metazoa; Chordata; Actinopteri; Perciformes; Anarhichadidae
Product: zinc finger matrin-type protein 2-like
Exons: 3
Biological process (GO): mRNA splicing, via spliceosome
Cellular component (GO): spliceosomal complex; U4/U6 x U5 tri-snRNP complex
Source: RefSeq, a predicted model, not a curated record